UUCUUGCUAUAUGGCUGGAAUGUGUUGUAGUACCAGUGAGCAACUUGCAGCAUUCUUUUGGAACAGAGCAAGCUGUAGUGUGUGUGUGUGUGUGUGUGUGUGUGUGUUUGUGUGUGUGUGUGUGUGUGUGUGUCUGUUGAAUAGUGUGUGGAGGAGGCAGGCAUGCUGCAGUGGCUCACCAGCUGCUGUGAGACAGGCAGUGCUUUCUACACUCUGAUUGGUGAUGAGUUUGUCUGAAGGUGUGUCUUCUGCUUAACUAGGUCCUGCUCCACUGCUGCUGCAGUUCUUUCAAGACUCCCUCUAUCAGUCAGGGCUGGAAAUAAGGGCACAAGACCAGAUGUUUUAAACUGGAGGAAUUACCUGGUGUACUACUAUAAAACCUUUUUGUGGGCUUGGCAUACUGGAGGAAAGAAGAGGCAAAACUUAAUAGGACGCCAAUAUCUAAAGUGUGAAGGAGACCGUUGGAAAGGAAGCACCCGCCAUGAAACAUCUGGCCAUUUCAAAAUGGUUAACUCAGCUGGGUCUCCUGGAGUACUGCAAGCUGUUUGAUGAGGAGUAUGAUGGAGUGGAGGAUCUGCUCCACUUGACAGAGGCUGAUUUAAAGCUGAUGGGCAUCCACAACCAUACGCACCGGGCGCACAUGACCUCCAGCAUCCUGGUGCUUCGAGAGAGAGAGAGGAGGAGAGAUCUGAAGAUGAUGGCUGAAGGGAAGUUCGCCAGCCUCCCCAGGAACAUGCACAGGAGCCGGCAGUGCUCGCUGGCUUCUUCCAUGGACCUCCUGAGCAGCAGAGCCGCCACGGCAGAGCCACGUGCCAAUGCCUACCAGGAGGUUUCCAUCCACGGCACCCUGCCCAGGAAAAAGAAGGGCGCAGCCCCCGUCCGGUCCUAUGACAUGUACAGCCACAUGGGCACGCUGCCGCACUCCAGGGCCAGGCCCCCGAAGUCCCCACUGCUUCAUGCCGUGAUUAAGGAGCACCCAUUCGAAGAUGCGAGGAUGUGUUUCAGGAACCAGUACGGUAUGGACCCAGCAAUGGAAUACGUUAAGUUCUCCAAGGAGAGAUACAUCAUGGAUGGCACUCCGGAGCGGCUACACAAGGAGCUGGAGGAGGAGCUGAAGUUGAGCAGCGAGGAGCUACGAAGCUAUGCCUGGUACCAUGGAGCCAUCCCCAGACAGGUAUCAGAAAGCCUGAUCCAGCGGGAUGGAGAUUUCCUGAUCCGGGAUUCUCUCUCCAGCCCAGGGAACUACGUCCUGACGUGCCAGUGGAAGAACAGCCCACAGCAUUUCAAAAUCAACAAGAAGGUGAUGGCCAUGAACGAGGCCUACUCGCGGGUGCAGUACCUGUUCGAGAGGGAGAGCUUUGACAGCGUGCCCUCCCUUGUGCGUUACUACGUGGGGAACCGCAAGCCGGUGUCGGGACUGGUGGGCGCCAUCAUCUUCCAGCCCAUCAACAGAUCCCUGCCACUGCGGUGCCUGGAGGAGAAGUACAGCACAAUGCCCAUUAGGAUUGAGUGCUCCGUGCCGGCCGAUAAACCGGAGAACUGCAAGAGGCUGAGCCUCAACGUCAUGAACAAUGGACACUCUCUGGACCACAGAGGCAAUCUCCUGAGAAACAAAGACAAGAGUGGCAGCCAGCCUGCCUGCCUCAACCACGUCCAGGAGAAGAGACGGCCACUCAAGACGCAUCAGUCCGAGAGCUUUCUCCCCAUUGGCUCCCGUCCCCAUCCCCAGACACAUACAAUGGAGAUGCAGCCACAACAGAAGUCCACCGUGUUCAGGACUGGAAGUGAGCCGACCCUCAGCCCAACCGUGCCAAAGAGAGUGAUGUUCGAAACGCAGGCCGGGGAGGCCAUCCGGGGUUCGGACAGCCAGUUGUGUCCCAAACCACCCCCCAAACCCAGCAAAGUGCCGUCCCUGCGCCAGCCGCAUUCCCCGCGACUCCAGCAAGCCCCAUACAGCCCUGACGUGAACUACUGCGAGUUGAGACCCUGCAGCCCAACCGACUGGGAGAGGCUCACCCAGACCGUAGUGUCCCCCAGCAGCUACGUGGAGAGGCUGAGAACCGAGGAGAACAUAAAGACCUGCUACAGGAAGUCAGAAACCAAUUUUUCUGUGCUGGAGCUGAACUCUUACCAACCUGCCAUGGAGUCAGUGGAAGACAGCAAUGAAGAGGAAGAGAAGGGGCCAGCAUUUGUCCGUCCAGUCUUUGAGACCAUGUCCGUAUUUAGACCCAAUGACUUUGAAUCCCGGCUGCUUCCCUCUGAGAACAAACCACUGGAAACGGUAGUCCUCAAAAAAGCCAAAGAGCUUCUUGUGAGCAAAGACCUAAAGACCAUCGCCAAGCACAUCCUUUUAGCUGACUGCCAGGUUGCUAGGAUACGGAACGUCUCUGAAGAAACAAAGGGGUUGAUGGGAGUGAACUCGGGUCUGGAACUCAUUACAUUGCCUCAUGGACACCAGCUGCGUCAGGACCUAAUUGAAAGGCACAACACGACGUCAAUCGGGGUAGCGGUGGAUAUUCUGGGCUGCACUGGGAGUCUAGAUGAGCGAGCAAUGGCACUCAACAGGAUCAUUCAAGUGGCGGUGGAACUGAAGGACUCGAUGGGAGAUCUGUAUGCCUUCUCUGCUAUCAUGAAAGCACUCGACAUGCCACAGAUUACCAGGUUGGAGCAAACGUGGACUACCCUGCGGCGCAAGUACACUCAGACAGCCAUAACCUACGAGAAAACACUCAAACCCUUUUUCAAAGGUCUAUAUGAUGGAAGUGACGUUCCCCUCAGUAGUACAACAGUCCCUCUCUUGAUGCCUCUUAUCACCCUGAUGGAGCGCCCGGCGGUUACCUUUGAAGCAAUGGAUCUGUGGGAGAGCAAUGACCAAGGCUGCGAGAUAAUGUUCCGCCACUUGGAAAGUGGCCGCACUGUAGCUGAAAAUGCAGAUACAUACAGGAACAACACGGAACGCGUUCUAGAAGAUUUCCAGCCCAAUGAAGACAUGCUUGAGAUCUUCAAGACUGAUUUUCAGCUCCGGUUACUGUGGGGCAGCAAAGGAGCUCAGGUAAACCAGACGGAGCGCUAUGAAAAGUUCAAACUGAUUUUAACCGCUUUGUCAAGGAAGCUGGAGCCUCCUGGCAAACACACUGAAUUAUGAGAGGCAACAAAACCAUCUUACGAGGCCUGAAGUAUCCACCAGAGAAAAAUCCCAAGCCUGGCUGCAUUUCAAAGUGACCGUGCGCUACACUACUGCGUAGUUGGUUAGAAAGAUAACGGGAGAGACCAGUUACAAAGAAGAUGGUCACGGGAGGUUUGAUGUCUAAAUCCCAGUUCUGGUCAAAUUACUGGAGCUACUAAAUACAGUCUGGAAGAUGUCACUCCUCAUGUACUAUAAUUGUGCCUUUUCAAACCUUUUAUUGACUUAAGUUAGAGAAAAGGCUUUGUGUACUGCAAUGUUUUAAACAUAAAAAUUGGUUUGGUUGUACACAGUGUAUUACACCUGCUUAAAGGGUGGACAUUUUGUAUUUGUUUACGACUGUAAGUCGCCCUGGAUAAGGGCGUCUGCUAAGAAAUAAAUAAUAAUAAUAACAUCAUUUUCAAUUUCCACCAGCAUUUCUAACAUACAAAUUUGCUUAACUGCUCAGGGUAUAACCUUUUUGUUGGGUAAAUCACACAUUUACCAAAAGUGCACACAGAGAGCGCUACAUCUGUUGGUAUUGUAAAACACUGGGAAUCUCGUCAUAAAACUUACCUUACUGGUCCAUCUGUUUAUAUACUAAAGUACCACAUGAGUAAAAAAGAAAUGCUGGUUCGGAAGAAAAUAAGGUAAAUAUAAAGGAGUUUUAAAAUACAGCAUGUGAAUGCAAGAUUGUGUAAUAUAUUUUCCUGCUUCAAUAUCAAACUAACAUGUAAAUAGAAUGACAUAUUAAUUUUAUUAUCUUUGUAUAUGAUUAAAUAUUGAUAAAUGACUAAAUGUAUAACCAUGUGACCAACUAAUUAAAAGUACACACUGGUAUUGUUAGUAUGUUUUAUUUUUUUGUAUUAAAUAAAUAAACCACAAACGACAUUCAUGUGCAGCAUCGGGAAUACUUAAAGAA
This is a messenger RNA of Acipenser ruthenus (sterlet), 4085 nucleotides long. Its product is annotated as breast cancer anti-estrogen resistance protein 3 homolog. The record is from RefSeq and is a predicted model, not a curated record. Gene Ontology annotation, molecular function: guanyl-nucleotide exchange factor activity; phosphotyrosine residue binding. The transcript is spliced from 14 exons. Lineage: Eukaryota; Metazoa; Chordata; Actinopteri; Acipenseriformes; Acipenseridae. The coding region runs from base 482 to 3145 and encodes 887 amino acids. Gene Ontology annotation, biological process: positive regulation of peptidyl-serine phosphorylation; small GTPase-mediated signal transduction.